Molecule: messenger RNA, 2551 nt
Organism: Alternaria rosae
Lineage: Eukaryota; Fungi; Ascomycota; Dothideomycetes; Pleosporales; Pleosporaceae
Exons: 3
Coding region: 265-2493 (742 amino acids)
Molecular function (GO): protein binding
Source: RefSeq, a predicted model, not a curated record
CUUGCACUUAGGCGCGCGCUGACGCGCCAUGUAAAAUUCAACGAGGGCGCAUCCAAGGGUAUACAUGGCCCGCUAUCCUCUUGAACUCUAGAUAGUUCAACAACGUAUCACGGUCGGGUUAGUUACGACUGCCCCACUUUGUGUAAGAGCGCUCUAAAGCACAACGAGCGUGCCCCUAGAACCCCGAUUUCUGGUGCUCCAGAUCCCCACGCAUCGCAAACACUUCCAACCUGCCGGACUUCCUCUACUCCGCUAUCCGUAGCAAUGGAUGUUUGCAAAGACAUCGAUCAAUAUGCGCAGUUCAUGCAAAAGCAAAGGCGCGUGCUCCAGGACGCCAAGAGCAAGCAAGGCCAGCGUCCUCGCGAUCGCAAAGAUAGAGACAAAAUGCUGUUUGAGUUCAUGAUGGCGUCGAUGUCAACUGUACGAAUGAGUGGUAGGGCUAGUAGCAAUGGCGAACAACAGAUACAGUCGUCGUUCGUUCCAUCAGCUUAUCCACCUUGCACCACCCCUCUCGACGAUUUGAAGUCUAUCAUGAUCGAAGACCUCCUACUUGAGACGCAUCACCGCGGUCGCUAUCUGACGUUGAGAGCCAUCACGCCGCCGAAUCGCAUGACAGCAAUUUUGGUCAUCGUGGAAGACGAACGCGAGGAUGUCACAUUAUUGCAAAUGUACCAGCAGGAGGAUGAGACCAGUCAUCCAGCCGUUGAUGUCGUCGAUAAGGGCUCGAUACUUAUUGUUAAAGAGCCCUUCUUCAAGGUUACGGCAUCUGGAGACUACAGUCUGCGAGUGGAUCACCUUUCCGAUAUCAUAUUCCUCACCGACGAGGAAACCAUGACUCCCACGUCGUGGAGACCGAGACUGCGAGAGAUGAGCAGAACAGCGGAUUCAUUGAAGCUGGAGGGGAACAUACUCGUAGGGAGAGGGAGAUACUGGCGAGCUAUCGAAAAGUACUCGGACGCUCUAGCCCAAACAGCUAUGCCCAAAGAAGUCGAAGUGAUCAGGCGGAACAGAUCACUCGCAUACCUCAAAACCAAACAAUACGAUGCUGCGCUUGCUGACACCGGCUACCCAUCCUUCAGCGAAGAGCCGUCGGAGAAAGGAGUGUUCCGUGCAGCUGAGGCACUUUACCAUCUCGCUCGUUAUGAUGAUUGCCGUCAAACUCUCGAAAAACUUUGCGAACACUUCCCGGCCAACAAAGAAGCAGUUGCCACACUUACUCGUGCUCAACGUCGAUGUGCUGAGAGUAGCACCGGUGAAUUCGACUUCAAACUUCUCCAAGCCGAAGCAAAGAAGUAUCGUCCUCCUCAUCUCGAUCAUGCUACGUACGUGGGUCCGCUGGAGGUUCGGAAAGUGAAAGGGAAAGGCCGUGGCUUGUUUGUUACCAAGCCCGUGAAAGUUGGAGAUCUGCUCCUCUGCGAGAAAGCAUUCAGCCAUGCUCAUGUUGACGAAGAGAACGAAGGCAACGCACGCAUUUCUCUUUUAAUGAACGUCGAGACGGACAAAGGCUUCUUGGGCGGCCAGGCUGAUCUCAUUCAGCUGAUCACGCAAAAAACGUUCAAAAAUCAUUCAACGGCCUCUGCUUUCACCGACCUCUAUCAUGGCGCUUAUGGAGCUGUUGAUGCAGAAUCCGUUGAUGGACAGCCAAUUGUAGACACUUUCCUCGUCGAACGAACAAUGACCCUCAACGUCUUCGGUAGUCCUAUCACAAGCCUGAAUAGCUACAAAAUGCUCAAAGAUAACAAGGAAUCGAAGGAAAAGGCACACCAUUCCUGUGGCAUAUGGAUCAAAGCCUCAUACAUUAACCACAACUGUCUCGGCAACGUCCGUCGGUCAUUCAUCGGCGACAUGAUGAUCGUACGCGCGAAGAAAGACAUGGAAGCUGGUAUGGAGUUGUCGUUUCCAUACGAGGCCCCGGAUGGCGACUACACUUCCAAGAUUGGUCAAAAGUUCAAGAACUGGGGUUUCGUCUGCAACUGUGCCCUGUGCGAGGACAUCAAGAGUACUAAAUCUUCUGAAGUCACCAAGCGGCGAACCUUGUUCGAGCAGUUGGAUCGACUCUGUAAGUCGUCGUCGUCGAGAGGAAAUGCUUUCAAUGCAAAAUUUCAACGUUUGCUUGAGGCGCUAAACGAAACCUAUGCUCGUCCGGCGGAAGAGGUGCCUCGACUCCUGCUCUGGGAUCCGCAACUGUUGUUGACCCGAAUCUACAUGAGACAGCCUGAUCUUGCCAAAGGCCUGGAAUCAGUGGGUAAUGUCCUCCGGAUUCUGGGCUUCAGCACUACUGGGCUCGAUCGCACGCCCGCAGCUUUCGUGGUCACAAGGUGGGGUCAUAUAGUGGACCACUUGGUGGAAGCUUUCCUACAUGCACGAUUGGCACUUGAGCAGUUGAAGUUGGGGGACAAGGCGAAACAGGCGGAUCUGUAUGCACGUCUGGUGUAUCGAGUGGUGGUUGGGGAAGAUGCGUCUUUUGAUAAGACGCAUCCUAGGUCUUCUUAGGUUUUCGAAGAAGCGAAUCGCAUGCGUUAUAGAGUAAGCUCAAUCAUGUAGCGGUUUC